Messenger RNA from Porites evermanni, 1980 nucleotides. Lineage: Eukaryota; Metazoa; Cnidaria; Anthozoa; Scleractinia; Poritidae. The record is from the annotation of a GenBank genome assembly.
AUGAAGGAAGAAAUUGAUAUGUUGAAGAGCAAUAUUAAGGGCGUGGAAAAAAGUGUAGAUGAAAUAUGGGCGACCAUUGAAGAUAUGAAAGAGGCAACCAAAGCUCUGAAAGACUCUAAAACGGUACAGGAGGACGAGAUGCAAGAACUGCGAGCGCUUCUUACAAAAACCAAAGCUGAGCUAAAGGAGGAAAGAGACAAAGUUAUAGAGCUGGAAGAUUAUACUCGGCGCGAGAAUCUAAAAUUCCACAAUAUCCCAGAAUCAGAAGAAGAAGGUGUUAACCACUCGCCGAAACAAGUUAUUCUCAGCAUUUUGCAGAAGGAAUUGCAAAUGGACAGUGCACAAAUUCGAUUUCACGCAGUGCAUCGAAUUGGCAAGCGAAAAGAAAACAAACACAGACCGAUCAUUGCUCGCUUCGUUUGCCGAGAAGACAGAGAUCAGGUUUUCGCCAAGAAGAAGGGAAUUAAAGAGAGCAUAUGGUUCAAGGACGCUUACAUAACCGCCGAUUAUGCAAAAGCUAUACAAGAUGAACGAAGGAAGCUAAUAAAGGCGAUGUUCCAGGCAAAGGAGCAGGGUUCAGAGGCCAAAGUGGUUGGUAGAUAUCUGUACAUAGGAGAACUAAAGUAUGAUGUAACAAAUAUCCCUGAGGAUUUUAAGUCGAUCAAAGAACGAACAUAGAUCCGUUCAACUAAUUUACGGUACUACUGGUGCAAUACAACAACAACUUCUUUAAGUCAGAUUGAAGCUAAUUAGAUUCUGAAAAACACAAUAUUUAAAAUUGUCGAAAGGUUAAUACCUUCUUAAAAUACUUCAUUUGAGUAUCUCAAGGGAGUAUGUUUCGGCUAGUGUUUUGGUGGUUAACGUGUGUCCCUGUAUCAUUUUCUUUUUCUUAUCUUUUAGUGUUGUAUUUGAGAUUUUUUCGAGUGUUUUUCUAUUCUAAUUUUCGCUUACUGUGUUUAUAUAUUAAUUUUAUCUAUGCACAAUCAGUAUCCUUUACUUGCUUUCAAAGUAUGUCUACAUUCACGCCUUCGUUUGUUCAAUUACGCGUUCGGCUCUUUUGUUUUCAGCUAUGCAGUCCCACAAUUUGCAUACAGUGACAUUAGUUGUUCAGUGCUUUUAAACUAAUAUCGCUUAAUGUGAAGGGCUUAAGUAAUUUCCGCAAAAGAAGAACCAUCUUUCUCUGGUGUCGUAAACGUAAAGCAGACCUUGUUUUUUUAAAAGAGACGCACUCGAUCGCUGCAACAGAGAAUCAAUGGAGAAAUGAAUGGGGUACUGAGAUGAUAUCUUGUCACGGUAGUUCUAAUUCGCGGGGUGUUGCGAUUUUGUUUAAAAAUGGUAUUGAUUGCAGCAUUAAUCAUAAAAUUGUGUACCCCGCAUGUCUGUGGAUAACAUCAUACUAGGAAGAGAUCUAAAUUGUCCCCUGGCGAUCCAUUACUCGACAAAAAAGGCGGAGCAAGUACAAAAAGGAAGUCAGUUAUCUCUUGUGUCGAAGAUUUCAAAAGUAAAUUAGAUUUAGUGGAUAUCUGGAGAUCCAAAAAUCCAGACGCAAAAAGUUUUACGUGGAGUCAAAAAUCUCCCCCAGUGUUUUGUCGUCUCGAUUACUGGUCGAUAUCCAACAAUCUGAGCGAUUUUGUUGAAUUGACCGAAAUAAUCCCGGCUGUACGAACAGAUCAUGAUGCAAUUUCUUUAGAACUCGGAAAGUUAGAGAACGAAUUGAAAGGGCCAGGAAACUGGAAAAUGAACUGCUCACUGUUAGAUGAUGAAGACUACGAAGAAGAUAUAGCCAGGAUGAUUCCACUUUGGAUAGCGGAAGGACAGAAAGAAUUUACAGAUAAUCGAAUGAUAUGGGAUUGGAUUAAAUAUAACAUAAGAGCUCAUGCUAUUCAAUACUCUAAAAGAAAGGCAAAAGAAAGGGGGGAAAAGGAACUAGACCUUCAGGAAGAAUUAACUAAAGCAAAGAGUAAACUUGAAAAUAAUCCA